AUGGGCAAUUCCCACUCUUCGCGUAAACCCUCUCCUGCCGGUCUGGACCUGCACCAUGCGCACGCCACGCCGGUCCUGGGUCGCAAGCGCUCAUCUGCGUUCUCUGCUCUCACCCUCGGCUGCGCCUCCGGACACCCGUAUGCUGCAUCUCUGCCCAGCUAUCACCCGCAUGAACUUUCUUUCCGGGAGGACUCCUCCAGCUCCUCCGUAAGCGACCGCGACGAGAAGCGAAGCUUUGACCCCCCGCCGGUUUACGCUCUGUCAACAACCCCCGACAUCCCGGACGACGCCGCUCUGCUGGCCUACAAAGCCUUCCUCAAGGAGUACCCUCAGUACCAACUGACAUGGAUCCUCGACGCACUCAGGCGCACCGACUUUGCCAGACUUGACCGCAAUGGUGAAACAUACGUCGACUACAUGGGCGGUUCGCUCUAUCCAGAAAGCCUCAUCCAGGUACACGCCCACUUCCUCCAGCGGAGCAUCCUUGGCAAUACGCACUCUGUCAGCAACUCGUCACGACUGUCUGCAUCGCGCGCUGACGAGGCACGGCGAGCCGUUCUCGAGUUCUUCCGCGCGCCGCCAGGAUACACAGUCAUAUUCACGGCCAACGCGAGCGGCGCACUCAAGCUGGUGGGAGAAUCCUUCCCCUUCACUAGCGGGAGCACGUACGUAUUGGGUGCGGACUCGCACAACAGCGUCCACGGGAUCCGCCAGUUUGCCCAGGCCCGCGGCGCACAGGUGUGCUACCUCGAGUCCACGGACGUUGGCGGAGUAGACGCCGCAGCGACCAAGGCCGUCCUCGCACACCAUCGACCACGCGGCGGCCGCGCUCCCCCCAGUCUCUUUGCGCUCACGGGCCAAUCGAAUAUCUCGAACUCGAAGAACCCCCUUUCCCUCAUUGAGUUCGCCGCGUCACAGGGCUACUCCACCCUGCUCGAUGCUGCCGCGCUAGCCCCGACGUCUGUGAUCUCGCUCGCCGACACGCCCGUGGACGCGAUGGCAAUCAGCUUCUACAAGAUGUUCGGCUUCCCGACGGGUGUCGGCGCGCUUGUCGCGAAAGAGUCCUUCCUGGCACAGUUGGAGCGUCCAUGGUUCGCGGGCGGGACCGUCGACGUCGUCCAGGCGCCUGGCAAGAUUGUGACGAUGGCAGCCGAAAUGCACGAGCGUUUCGAGGAUGGUACAAUCAACUACCUGAGCCUGCCUGCGAUCACCGACGGCCUGCGAUUCCUUUCGGCGUAUCUGCCCUUCCUGCCCCUCCGCCUCUCUUCACUCACGCGCCACCUCAUUACGUCACUCUCUCAAUUGCGACACGACACGACGAACACACCUGUCGUUCAGAUUCUGUCCCGCCGGCCGAGCAAGGACGUCAAGAACGUCGGCGAGCAAUCAGAUACGGGCUCCGUCCUCGCCCUCCUCUUCCUCUUCCCAUCGGGCCAGAUGAUCCCAAACUCCUUUAUCGAGUAUGCGGCGUCGCGUCAAAACAUUUCCCUCCGCACAGGAUGCAUGUGCAACCCCGGUGGCGCAGCUGCACUUCUAGGCCUGCGUCAGGCCAUGACGGAUCUCCCCUGCGACGCCACACUGCGAGCGUUCGAGCAGCGGAUGGGCCGCGAGCUCGGCGUUGUGCGGAUAUCUCUCGGCCUCGCGAGCGACUUCCGGGACGUGUGGCGCGUCAUUCAGUUCGCGAAGGUCAUGGCGUCCGAUAGUGCGCGAAGCGCGUUGUGGGACGAGUGGCUCGGGGAAAAGACCGGCAUCGCCCUAUGACGGACG
Dichomitus squalens LYAD-421 SS1 is the source of this 1767-nucleotide messenger RNA. RefSeq names its product PLP-dependent transferase. The transcript has 5 exons. Gene Ontology annotation, biological process: molybdopterin cofactor metabolic process. Gene Ontology annotation, molecular function: molybdenum cofactor sulfurtransferase activity. Bases 1 to 1761 code for a protein of 586 amino acids. Lineage: Eukaryota; Fungi; Basidiomycota; Agaricomycetes; Polyporales; Polyporaceae. The record is from RefSeq and is a predicted model, not a curated record.